AUGACGGUUGCCGCCGAGAACAAUCAUGUUCAACGCGGCGUCAACUACGACGAGGCCAAGGAGCUAAUCGAUGCAGUCCGAACGUCAAAUUUAACUCCAGGCAAAGAUUGGUAAGUCUUUUAUUAUUUAUUGUUUGAUUUUUAGGUAUUUGAACAAAAGGAGUGGAAUUUUGUCUUUAUUUUGGGGGUUAUGAAUAACAUGGUUAUGUUAUUCAUAAAUAUAGCGUUUUUUGAUAUGGAAAAUUGAUAUAUUCUAACGAGGUUGGAUUUAUUAGAACGGAAAAAGGAUUUAUAAUAUUUGGGAAAAGAAAAAUUUCUUGUUUUGUCACUUGUUUCGAUAGUUAUGAUGCUUUGUUUGCCCAUGAUGGUUAAUAUCUGAUGUUUUUGGAAAUUUGAACCGUUCUAGUCUUAAAAAUAGGUUUGAAUUAGCUAAAUGAAGUUUGUUUUGCAGCAAAAACGUUGUAUUUGUUAAAUAUGAGAUCAUUAUGAUAUUAUUCUGGACGUUGCAAAAGUUAUGGCAUUGUUUUCAGGUAUUUAAUAGACCAGCAUUGGUGGAGCAAUUUGUUACAAAAUUAUGAUGUUUAUACAAAGACACACGACAAGGGACACAUAAAUCCAGGGCCGUUAGACAACAGUGAGCUAGUAGAAAGUAGGUUUUGUGCAUCAAAUUGCUUUAUAUUGUAGUAGGAUGAAAAUUUUUAAAUAUUGUUAUGUUAUCCAGGAAUAUAGCUCCAUUUUAGAUGAUUAUAGGAUGUCUUAAUGUCUUUGACUGUAAAAAGUAUAGAAAUUUGUUUUAGAAGAGCAGAGCACAAGCAAGAUUCGGCUAAAGCAAUCGUUGGUAGAAGAGCUCAAUUACUGCGUCGUUCCGGAACACGUAUUCCAUGUUAUUGAAGCAAAGUUUGGACUAAAGAACGGGCAAGACGAUGUGAUUAAGAGGCCAGUAGUCCAAGGAACUGUAUUACAAAAGGAGGCUUUUGUUGAGGUUUAUCCUCUUCAGCUACAGGUAAAACAUGGGCAUUUUGAUUGAUUUUUAUCAAGUUUCAGUAAUUUUUAGUCUCGCUCUACCAGUUUCAUACCUUUUUUGAAAUUAUUAAAAAGCUCACUUUUAGGUAGCCAAGCUGAACGCAAAAAGCGAUGUGAAACAACUCCUAGUAUCAUACGCAGAUUCCUUUGAAGAGCUAAAGAAGAAAGCCUUCGAUUUACUCGACAUUCCCGAGGACAAGCGAGCUCAAGCUCAGAUCAAGUUUGAGAAGAACAAGAACGAUUACGAGACCAUCAACGAAAAAGUCAGCGGAAAUUUGGCAUCUAUCUUGAGAAUGGACAUGGUAUUCUACGUGGAUGACAACUCGACUAGGGUUACGAGAUCGACGACCAGAAUGGAAGGCCUGAAUGGCACAAUGGCCUCUCCAACCAAGAGGUAUCAAGGCUAUUCGCCAAGGUAAGCGGUUUGAAUUUUUUGUUGGUUUUUAGGUUUGAAAUGGCUGUGAGAAGGGCUGGAUGUGUGGUUCUAGGCCGGAGGGGUGAUAUUCGAUUUGGUAUAGGGAGGAAGGGUUGAUUUCUUUACGAACAUUACCUACGAAAAAUGAAAUUUCAGAUAAUUUUUAGUCAUUUUGUUAAAUUUUUCUUUAAAAACCGGUUGCUUUUAGUACUGUAAAAUUGUAUUUUGUUUCUAAGAUCUAUUAUUCUAAAUGUGUUUUAGAGAUUGCUCAAGAUGGCUAAGAAAAACGUAUUUAAAAAUUUUUUUUUCAAAAAAAAACGAAUUUAAUUUUUUUUAAAUUUUAAAUUUUCAGUGCAUCCUCGUCCUCCUAUCAAGCCGAAACCCACACUGCCGGCCUGUGCGGCCUCCAGAACCUGGGUAACACGUGUUUCAUGAACUCGGCCCUUCAAUGUUUGUCUAACGUGCCCGAACUCACCCAGUACUUUUUGACCGAAAAAUACCUAGAAGAGAUUAACUACGACAAUGUGCUGGGCACGAGAGGGAGACUGGUACAGGCGUACGCGGACUUGAUCAAGGAAAUGUGGUCGGGCAAGAACUCGUCCGUCAAACCGUAUCAGUUCAAGGUAAGCAUCUUGUGUUAGUGUUUGGCUUUGGCAUAAGAUUCGGAUGAUGAUUAAGGUUGUUCGGAAAGGAAUGGCGCGGCUUAAAGUCUACUUUUAAGUUUGAAUCAAUGUAAAAUGUCAAGCUUAAGGACUUAUUUGAGUUAUGCGAUGUUUUAAAAAUUCAUUACUUACUAUAAUAUGCAAAUUUCAGUGCGUAAUAGGCCAACACGCACCCCGCUUCAACGGUUAUGCUCAACAAGACUCGCAAGAGCUAAUGUCUUUCCUCCUCGACGGCCUCCACGAAGAUCUGAAUCGAAUCGUGAAGAAGCCCUACAUUGAGGAACGCGAAUCAGACGGCCGCCCCGACGAAGUCGUAGCCGAAGAAGCGUGGAGCGACUACAAGAAACGCAACGAUUCAGUCAUCGUGGAUCUAAUGCACGGUCAAAUCAAGUCUACCCUGGUCUGUCCGGUCUGCGACAAGGUCAGCAUCAAGUUCGACCCCAUCCUCUACCUCACCGUUCCCGUCCCGCAACGUGAGAAGAACGGCAAAAGCGUGGUCGUGGUCCUAAGGCCGAAAAAGAAGUGGGCCAAGUUCAGUAUCGCCCACACCAACAAGUCCACUUUCGACCAGUUGAGUCGCGCAGUCAAGGAGAAUCUUCAGGUCGAAAAGGAGGAUCGCCUGGUCAUAGCCUCGGGCGGAACCACUCCCGCCGUCUACGACCCAGCCCAACCAAUCCCAGUCAUCACAACCUACUACAACCCAGCCCCACGACAGUUCUUUGCCUACUUUGUGAAGCCCGGACCACUGAUCAUUGUCUCGAAUCUGGUGCAGAACUCGUUCAACAAGAGUGUCACAUUGCCCUUGAUCACCAACUUUGAUUUCAAGCUUACCAGAAGGGAUAUCAUUGAUAAGGUAAGGAAGUUUUAGGGGAAGAGCAAGGGGUUAAGAUAGAAAAAGAUGAAUUUUAGGUAAUAAAAUUAACUUUUAGGUAACAAAAAUGAAUUUUAGGUAAUAAAAGUGCAUUUUAGGUAACAAAAAUUUAUUUUAUUAUAAAAGUGAAGGGUUUGAAAAUUGAAAAGUGAACUUUAGGUAACAAAUUUUUUUGUCAUAUCUUCAAAUUUUUUUCAGGUCCUCCCCCGAAUCCACGAGCACUUCAGCAAAGAAUUCACCACCCCCAAUGUCAGCACAAGCUCAACGGACGAAUCGAAGUUUGGCGGCACUGGAAUCCGCCUGGGGCGAAAUGAAAACUCGGAGGAAGCGGCCGCUUCAAUGUCGGAUACCUUCAACUGCCCACCCGAACUCAGGGAUAUUGUGGUGGAGGUGAACGGUGACACUCUAAAGCUUCCAGAAGACUCGGAUGAAGAGUUGGAACUGGCCAAAGCCAUCAAUUCGUUGCCAAAGGUUGUUCUAAAGUGGGCUCCGACCGAUAGUUAUGCAGCGCCUUCGUAUGCUGAGGUGAGUUUGGAUUUUUAUGGGUUUGGGUAAUAAAAGUAACAAAAAAGUGUAUUUUAGGUAACAAAAAUGGAGUUUUGGGUGCUAAAAUGAAUUUUAUGAAAUUUUAGGUAAUAAAAAAUAAAUUUUAGGGUAAAAUAGCGUUUUAGGUAACAAAAAUUGGAUUUUGGGUUUUAAUCGAAUUUUAAGUAAUAAAAAUCAACGUUAAUUAUGAAAAAAAGAGUUUCAGGAAACAAAAUGACAUUUAAAAUGCAUUUUAGGUAAUAAAAAUAAAUUUUAGGCUAAAAAAUUUUAUUUUAGGUAACAAAUUUUUUAAUUUUCAGACCCUAGUCGACCGCGAACUCAACAUUCAAGCCAGCCAAAAGAGUGGCAACACCCUGAACGAUUGCCUGGACAUGUUCACGGUGAGAGAACAGCUGGACGAGAACGACUCGUGGUACUGCCCAACGUGCAGAGAACACAGACGAGCCUUCAAGAAGCUGGAUCUGUGGAAACUACCCAAGAUUUUGAUUGUCCAUCUGAAGCGCUUCAACUACAGUCGCUACAGUCGAGAGAAGACGGACACGGAAAUCAGCAUUCCUGUCAAGUAGGUGGUCUUUUUGGGGUUUUUGUUGGGGAUUUUGACGUGAUUUUUGGGUUUUUUAGGGCUUUUGGGUUGGUUGCUUUUUGGGGUGUUUUUAAGGUUUUGGGGGACCUUUUGGGGUAUUUAAGGACUUUUCGAGUCUUUUUUUAGAUCUAUUUUGGGUUGAGGGGUACCCAUUGGAACUUGUUUUGCUUUUUGGGGUACUUCUAAGGCUUGUUCUUGGCUUUAGUGAUAUUUUUUGGGACCUUAUUUUUGCUUUUCGUGUACUUCUUUUGGUAUUUUAAGGGCUUUUGUACUAUUUUUGGGGAUCUGUUUUUGUUUUUUGGGUAUUUUUAGGGCUUUUGAAGUACUCUUUGGGAUUGUUUCGGGUUUUAGAGGUACUUUUUGGGGCAUUUUUAGAGCUUUUGGGGUACUUUUUGGGACCUUGUUUGCUUUUACGGAUAGUUUUUGGGAUCUUUUUUGGUUUUAGGGGUACUUGUUGGAACCUGCUUUUCUAUUUGUGUUACUUUUUGGGUUCUUUUUUGCUUUUUGCGGCACUUUUUGGUCUUUUUUUUGUCUUUUGGUGCAUUUUUAGGAGAUUCUGUAAGGGUUUUAGGCUUAAAUCUGCGUUUUUAACAUUUUUUAUUUAGUUUUGUUAAUUUUCAGGAACUUUUGUGCCACCUCCAUCAACCCGAAACAAAAACAGGUCAAGUACGAUCUGAUUGGCGUUUGCAAUCACAUGGGAGGCCUUGGGUCAGGCCACUACACCGCCAGAGCCAUCAACAAAACGUGGGUUUUGUAAUUUCAUAAUGCUGUCUAAAAUGACAUUUUUGACAAUUUUCAUUGAUAUGACACACCUUUUUAACAAAUAUUGUAGAAUUUUAGUUGUUUUAUAGGCUUAAAAUAUUUGAAAAUUUUAAAUUCGAAUUUUAGAACCAACCGUUGGGCCGACUUCAACGACUCCUCGGCCUCACUAUGCGGCGAACUCCACGAUCCGCUGGUGUCGCGUGAAGCCUACUGGAUGGUAUACAGGCAACGGAGCGACUCCUCGUCCACCUCGAACUCGAUCCAAGAACGAACUCAUCAGCCACCGGCUCGACCCAAGCGAUUCACGGAUUCGGAUGCGAUGGAGGAGAGCGACUAG
Messenger RNA from Bursaphelenchus okinawaensis, 5198 nucleotides. Lineage: Eukaryota; Metazoa; Nematoda; Chromadorea; Rhabditida; Aphelenchoididae. The record is from the annotation of a GenBank genome assembly.